UCAAAAACAUUGUCCAUAAAAGGAAGCAGGAUAACUCCGCUGGGGCUAAGGGACAAUCCAAGUCCUAUUUGAAUGGGACCGUGGCUCCAAAUCCUUCCUUCAAUGCCAGCAGCGAUGCUGCAGCUCUGGAGAAAGCCAUCAAAGCCAAAGGUAGGAGGAACCAGGGAAGCACGCCAAAGGUAGGAGGAACCAGGGAAGCACGCCAAAGGUAGGAGGAACCAGGGAAGCACGCCAAAGGUAGGAGGAACCAGGGAAGCACUCCAAAGGUAGGAGGGAACCAGGGAAGCACAUGUUGGAAGAGUUGAAUUAGUUCAACUCCUCGACAUAAACACCAAAGCAUUCUAGCAUUUCAGCGUCGUAGCUCGCAAGGUCUGUAGGUGUGUCCCAAUACCCAUAGUACCAGUAAAACAAACUAGUACAUAGUAUGUCAAAUACAAUAUGGAUAAAAUACCAGGAUGUCCUAUUGCAGCCGCUCAUGUUUUGCAGUAUACAAGCCAGCACGCUUUUCGGACCCACAAUCUUAAAAAGAUGCGUUGCAUCGACUGGUUUGGGCUGCAGUGUCAGUCGCAUGCGUGUUUCCCUGAGUCAUGUAUGACGUUGUGCCCUGCAGGAGUGGACGAGGACACGAUUAUAACAAUGAUGGUUCAGAGGAGCAACGACCAGAGGCAGAAGAUUAAGGAGGUCUACAAGCAGUCAACAGGAAAGGAUCUGACUGAUGCCCUGAAGUGGGCUCUGACGGGCCACCUGGAGGACGUGGUUCUGGGUCUGCUGAUGACCCCAGCACAGUUUGACGCCGACCACCUCAGGAAGGCCACAAAGGGCCUGGGGACCGACGAGGACAUCCUGGUGGAGAUUCUGGCGACGCGGACCAACAGCGAGAUCAACGAGAUCAAGAGGACCUUCAAGGAAGUGUACAAGACGGACCUGGAGGAGGUCAUUAAGAGUGAGACGAAUGGAGACUUCGCCCAGGCUCUGCUGUCCCUGCUGAAGGCGACCAGAGACGAGAGCAGCUACGUGGACGACGACCGGGCCAGGAGGGACGCCACGGCUCUCUUCGAAGCGGGGGAGAACGUCAAAGGGACGAACGUGUCGGUCUUCAUCGACAUCCUGACCAGCAGGAGUGGCCCUCAGCUGUCCAGAGCAUUCCAGAAGUACUCUGAUAUCAGUGACACGGAGCUGCCCAAAGCCCUGGUCAUGGAGCUGAAGGGAGACAUUGAGGACUGCCUCAUAGACAUCGUGAAGUGCGCCUGGAGCACGCCAGCUUUCUUUGCCGAAAAACUCCACCUGUCUAUGAAGGGCGCAGGGACGAGUGAGGCGGCCCUGAACAGGGUGCUGGUGAGCCGGUCGGAGGUGGACCUGAGGAAGGUGGCGGAGGAGUACCGCAGCAUGUACGGACGCAGCCUGCAGGAGGCCGUGGCGGCGGAUACAAAAGGGUAUUAUGAGAAAAUCCUGAUCGCCCUUUGUGGACCUCAGUGAAGACCCGAAACUCCACACAAAUAAAUUAAUAUUUCAAUAAACAUGAGGUGAAUGCAUGAGAUCUGCAUCCUGGGAUUACGUACUCUAUUUAAUGCUUCUGAAGCUCUAAUAAAGAUUACAAUGUUUAACGGCA
Messenger RNA from Osmerus eperlanus (European smelt), 1609 nucleotides. RefSeq names its product annexin A1-like. Gene Ontology annotation, biological process: gliogenesis; granulocyte chemotaxis; cell surface receptor signaling pathway. The transcript has 11 exons. NCBI's taxonomy places the organism in Eukaryota, Metazoa, Chordata, Actinopteri, Osmeriformes, Osmeridae. Gene Ontology annotation, cellular component: cytoplasm; plasma membrane. Gene Ontology annotation, molecular function: cadherin binding involved in cell-cell adhesion; phospholipase A2 inhibitor activity; calcium ion binding. The record is from RefSeq and is a predicted model, not a curated record. The coding region runs from base 439 to 1476 and encodes 345 amino acids.